Molecule: messenger RNA, 3641 nt
Organism: Oryza brachyantha (malo sina)
Lineage: Eukaryota; Viridiplantae; Streptophyta; Magnoliopsida; Poales; Poaceae
Product: protein argonaute 7
Exons: 3
Coding region: 87-3227 (1046 amino acids)
Biological process (GO): regulatory ncRNA-mediated post-transcriptional gene silencing
Cellular component (GO): cytoplasm
Molecular function (GO): RNA binding; protein binding
Source: RefSeq, a predicted model, not a curated record
ACUUGAUACUCUCUUACUGCUACCACCAAAAGCUGCAUACCUCCAAACAAGCGGUGUCUGCUGCUGCUGCUGACCCGCGCGCUGCCAUGGAAGGAGAGCGGGAGGGGUUUACGGCCAAGAACGAGGGCGACGCCGGAGGAGAUGGUGGUGGACCGGGCACAGGUAAUAAUGGUGGUCGCGGCGGCGGAGCGAACGGGAGGAGGAGGUGGAAGGGCGGCGGCGGGUAUAGGCAGCAUCCGAUCAUCCAUGCCUACCCAGCGCUCCUGCCGCUGCCAAUAAACGGCGCCACCGGCCACCCGCACAUCAAUGGCGCCCUCUCACUGCCUCUGCCGCUGCCACCGCCGGUGCUGCUGUAUCUGCAGCAGCCGCCGCUGCCCCCGCCCCCGCUGUUACCCCUGCUCCCCAAGGCCGCCGCCACCACGUGCUACGGCAAGCCGCCCAAGGCAGCCUUCGCAGCGCCGAAGGGCUCAAUGUGGAGGCACAGGCCAUCGAAGAAGCCGCCGCCGCACGCCAUCACCGCUGCUCUGCUGCCGCUCCCGCGGGAUGCCAAGGCACUUCAGCAGAAAACAUGCUUCGGGAAUGAGAGAAAAACAUCUGAGAUGGAGGGAAAUCAUGUACACACCCAUGAGAAGUUUGCUGCUGCAUCACAGGAUAGUGCAAUUGCACGGAGACCCGACAUGGGCGGUGUUGAGGGGGCCGAAAUCCCUGUUUCUGCAAACCAUUUCCUUGUCCAGUUUGAUCCUGGCCAGAAGAUUUUUCAUUACAAUGUUGACAUAUCUCCUCAUCCAUCUAAAGAAAUCGCAAGAAUGAUCAAAAGAAAACUAGUUGAAGAAAAUUCAAGUGUUCUCUCAGGUGCCCAACCAGCUUUUGAUGGCCGCAAGAACCUAUAUAGUUCUGUUCGAUUUCAGAAGGAUAGAAUUCAGUUCUUUGUCAGCCUCCCAGUUGCACCAGCACGGUAUUCAGUAAUUAAAGAGGAUACCGGCCACAAGCUUGACAGACAGAAACUCAAGACUUUCAAAGUGAAUGUUCGGUUGGUUUCAAAGUUCAGUGGUGAGGACUUGAUUAAAUAUCUUAACGAGGACAAAGAUGGCAUCCCUCUCCCGCAGGAUUACCUCCAUGCAUUGGAUGUCAUCUUGCGUGAAGGUGCUAUGGAAAGUUCUAUCCUAGUGGGCCGAUCACUAUAUGCACGCUCCAUGGGGGAAGCAAGGGAGAUUGGCGGUGGUGCUGUUGGAUUAAGAGGUUUCUUUCAAAGCUUAAGGCCAACCAAGCAAGGUCUUGCCCUUAAUGUUGACCUCUCACUAUCAGCUUUCCACGAGAGCACAGGCAUAAUUUCAUACUUGCAGAAGCGCUGUGACUUCUUGAAGGACCUUCCACAGAAUAAAACAAGGGCUUUGGCAGAAGAGGAGCGCAGGGAGGUGGAAAAAGCAUUGAAAAAUAUCCGGGUAUUUGUGUGCCAUCGCGAGAGUAAUCAAAGGUAUCAUGUGCAUAGCUUGACCAAGGAGACAACACAAAACCUGAAGUUUCGCGACCGAAGUGGGAAGGAUCUUAUGGUGGUGGAUUACUUCAAGGAGCAUUAUAACCAUGAUAUACAAUUCAGGAACCUUCCAUGCUUGCAGGUUGGCAGGAGCAAGCCGUGUUAUGUGCCAAUGGAGCUUUGUGUAGUUUGUGAGGGACAGAAGUUUCUUGGCAAGCUGUCUGAUGAACAGACUUCUAAGAUUCUGAAAAUGGGAUGUGAAAGACCAAGUGAAAGAAAGGGAAUCAUAAAGGGUGUUGUUGAAGCUGCAUUUCGUGCAAGAAGUAAUGCUUACGCUGAUCAGUUCAAUCUCCAAGUGUCAAAAGACAUGACGGAGCUCUCUGGCAGAGUUCUCUUGCCACCAAAAUUAAAGCUUGGUAGCGGUGGGCGCAUCAAGGACAUAACACCGGACCGAUUUGAUCGGCAAUGGAGCUUGUUGGAUAGCCAUGUUGCAGAGGCCUCCAAUAUCAAGAGCUGGGCCUUGAUAAGCUUUGGUGGCACCCCAGAGCAGCACUUUUUCAUUCCAAAGUUUGUGAACCAGCUAUCAAAUCGGUGUGAGCAGCUUGGAAUUCUCCUAAACAAGAAGACUGUUAUCAGCCCAUUAUUUGAGAGGAUUCAACUACUCAAUAAUGUGGGAAUUUUGGAGGACAAGCUCAAGAAAAUUCAAGAAGCUGCAUCAGGCAACUUGCAGUUGCUGAUCUGUGUCAUGGAGAGGAGGCACCAAGGCUAUGCCGAUCUAAAGCGAAUUGCGGAAACGUCCAUUGGUGUUGUGACACAAUGUUGCCUUUACUCCAACUUAAGAAAGCUGACCUCCCAAUUCUUGACGAAUUUAGCCUUGAAGAUCAAUGCAAAGCUCGGUGGCUGCAAUAUUGCCUUAUACAGCAGCUUGCCAUGCCAAAUUCCUAGAAUUUUUUCAGAGGAGGAGCCAGUGAUGUUCAUGGGUGCUGAUGUCACCCACCCACACCCCCUUGAUGAUUCAAGUCCAUCAGUGGUUGCUGUUGUUGCAAGCAUGAAUUGGCCCUCGGCAAAUAAGUACAUCUCCAGGAUGAGGUCACAGACACACCGGAAAGAAAUCAUUGAGUACCUGGAUAUUAUGGCUGGUGAACUACUUGAAGAAUUUCUAAAAGAAGUGGGGAAGCUCCCAAGCAGAAUCAUAUUCUUCAGAGAUGGUGUGAGCGAGACACAAUUCUACAAGGUGCUGAAGGAGGAGAUGCAUGCGGUGCGCACAACUUGUUUGAGGUAUCCAGGUUAUAAACCCUUGAUCACAUUCAUUGUAGUUCAGAAGAGGCAUCACACAAGACUUUUCCACAGGGGGAGGAAUGGCAGCUCACCACCAUAUUCUGAUCAGAACAUACCACCAGGAACAGUUGUGGACACAGUGAUUACACACCCUAGGGAAUUCGAUUUUUAUCUAUGCAGCCACUGGGGCAACAAGGGGACAAGCCGGCCGACUCAUUAUCAUGUUUUGUGGGAUGAGAAUAACUUCCGCUCCGAUGAAGUGCAGCAACUGAUACACAAUCUUUGUUAUACAUUUGCUCGGUGCACCAGGCCAGUUUCUCUUGUCCCGCCGGCUUACUACGCACAUCUUGCAGCAUAUAGAGGCAGGUUGUACCUUGAGAGGUCAGAUACAACUAUAUACAGGGUCACUCCGUUGCAGACUGUGCCGCUACCUAAGCUCAGAGACAACGUGAAGAGUCUCAUGUUCUACUGUUAGCUUCGCCGCCCAGAAUUUGGUUGUUGAAACAGUGUUUACCAUCUUAUCUUCAACGCAUAUCUCCUGCCUUUGUGUUUUUCUGUAUUUGUCCAAAAUUUGGAAACAUGUAUAGUGUUCCUGGACAGAAAUUAUGUUCAUCAUAACAUCUUACGGCAGUUGACACUUGGUAGUAUUAUUUAUGCAAAAUUCUGAGACCGACCUGUUCCAUUACCAUAGAUGAUCUUGGUAAGUGGGUUUGCCUCUUUCAACUAUCUGGACAGUGAUGUGGUCCUGGAGAUGAAAAUACUAUUUGCUGCCGUGUUCCAAAUUUGGUUUUUAUAGUGGCACUAAAACUUUCUGGCGUCACCAAACAAUUAUGUUUAGUAUACUCCAUAGAGUAUUAUGGUUGUGCUCUAACAGUUGAUAAUCCUACAC